AUGACGAGCCCGCGCUGUUCCCGUUCCACAUCGACGGUACUCGCCGUCGCGCUCGUCACGAUACUCGCCUUGGCGUGCGCGCCCGCGACCGACGCCGCGGAGCAAUGCUUUUGCCCUUGUGCGUGCGAGACGCAGGGCGCGAAAACAACGACUGAAGUUACCCGGACCACGACGACGACCACGCGAACGACCGAGCGCCAAACGAAGGUUGUCCGCAGCCCGUUGACCAUCAAGAUGAAAGGCAUCUCCAAAAAGCAGAUGGAUACGCCGUGGUACCGUCGGGACGUGUGCAAGGGGUACACGUCGCUGCUGGGUAUCGACCUCAAGUUCUGUGCCGUCGAGAAAGUGACGCGACCGUGCGAGUUUUGCUUCAACGAAUGCGUCGUCGUCAUCGUGAUCAACGUCCCCGAGUACGUCAGCGGCGGCGUGAGAACCGCGACGCGGAAGCUCUGGCAAGACCCGCGUCAGGUGCUCGUGUCGCAGAGCAACUACUUCAACAGCGUCGUCAACGUGAACGUCAACGUGGACAUCGACGUGAACAACCCGCCGCCGCCGGUGGUGAUCGAAACGCCUCAAGCUCCUCCACAACUUCCGCCCGACCCUCCUCCUCUCCCCCCGGCUCCGGUCGACCCGGGCACUUCCGACGCCCCGGGAGCGCCCCCCCCUGGGGUCGCGCCGCCGCCGACGGAAGCGCCGCCUCCUGGGGUCGCGCCGCCGCCGACGGAAGCGCCGCCUCCUGGGGUCGCGCCGCCGCCGACGGAAGGGCCGCCUCCUGGGGUCGCGCCGCCGCCGACGGAAGCAGCAGCCCCGCCGCCAACGAGCGAGGAAACCGCCGCCCCGCCGCCUGAACAAGAGGCAGCGGCAGCGGCGCCGCCAGCGAGCGAGGAAAAAUCUGCCCCGCCGCCAACGAGCGAGGAAACCGCCGCCCCGCCGCCGACGGAAGCGGCGGCGGCAACGGCGGCGGCAUCGCAAGAAGAAGACCAGUACACGGAUGAGUACUCUGGUGACAGUGGCCAAGAACAACCUACCGACUACAGCGACGACUCCGGCGGCGGUGAAGAAGAAGAACCUGCAGGUACCGACUACGGCGACGACUCUGGCAGUGAAGAACAAUCUACCGACUACAGCGACGACUCCGGCGGCGGUGAAGAAGAAGAACCUGCAGGUACCGACUACGGCGACGACUCUGGCAAUGAAGAACAAUCUACCGACUACGGCGACGACUCCGGCGGCGAAGAACAGCAACCUACCGACUACGGCGACGACUCCGGCGGCGACCAAUCGUACGAAGGCGAAGAACAAGGUACUACCGACGAAGGCGGUGAGCAAGGCGCCGACUAUGGCUACGAAGGCGGGCGGCGAAAGCUCAGCUGGUUCCGCGGUUUCGUGUACUGA
This is a messenger RNA of Micromonas pusilla CCMP1545, 1395 nucleotides long. RefSeq lists its product as uncharacterized. The record is from RefSeq and is a predicted model, not a curated record. Lineage: Eukaryota; Viridiplantae; Chlorophyta; Mamiellophyceae; Mamiellales; Mamiellaceae. The transcript is spliced from 2 exons. The coding region runs from base 1 to 1395 and encodes 464 amino acids.